This is a messenger RNA of Chlorella variabilis, 3405 nucleotides long. RefSeq lists its product as hypothetical. The record is from RefSeq and is a predicted model, not a curated record. The transcript is spliced from 16 exons. Lineage: Eukaryota; Viridiplantae; Chlorophyta; Trebouxiophyceae; Chlorellales; Chlorellaceae. Gene Ontology annotation, biological process: lipid metabolic process. The coding region runs from base 1 to 3405 and encodes 1134 amino acids.
AUGACGGGCGAAGCACCGGCGGCGGGCGCGCCUGACCUGCCGCCUGGCGCCGGCGGCGACUGCGAGCAGGGCCUAGCAACAGAAAGGGGCGCGACGGAUGGGGCGCCCCACCUCCGCAUCGAGUUCAUCAGCGAGGCGCACACACGCCGUGUUCUGUUCUUCCAGGGGGUGCUGGGCCUGGCGGCCUGGGGCCUGCUCAUCUGGGAGGUCGUGGUGCAGUACUGCCCCGAGAGCAGCUCCCUGAUGCACGGCGUGCAGCUGGAGGCGGUAAACCUCACCGUGGCCAGCCUGUGCCUGGCGCUGCUGGGCGGCGUGGGCGCCUGGUUCGGCGCGAGCCUGGCGCGCGGCGCGCGGCGGGGAUGGGGCAAGGGCUGGGGCCCGCGCCGCAAGUACCUGGUGGCCAUGACCAGCCUGGAGGUCCUGCUGGAGCUGGUCAACCUGGCGUCCUACCUGGCGGUCAACAUCUACAGCUACCAGACCGAGUGCGGCUGGUUUGACACCGCCGUGGAUCUGCUCAACCUUGUGGCCUUCACAGCUUGGAACAUACUGUUCUUCCUGCACAUCAGCCGUGCCCUCAUCCUGCUCCCCGCCGGCUCCUGGCAGCGCCUGGCCCGACGCCUGCGCCGCUGGCGGACAGCUCAGCAGGGCCGCUGCUGCUGCCGAGCCGCCGGCGGCAGCGACACCAAGGCAGGCCUGCGCACAAAGCGGCAGAGCAGUGUCUCGGGGCGGCUGCGCGGCCGCUCUGCCAUCGGCUCCAGCCCAAUCACACUAGACGGUCCAGGCAAGCUGGCGGGAGCAGCGCCGCGCCAGCCCGCAUCUGCCCUGCCGCUACCCAGGGAGGAUGCCCGCAUGGCGCUGCGGGUACACCUGGCCGCCUUCUGCGCGCUGUGGGUGCCCCUUCAGGCCUUUAUCGUCGCCGCUGUCCUGAAAAGCAUGGACGUAUAUGGAGCCAACAUUCUCUACGUCUGCCCCAGCGGCAGCACUGACGGCGCGUGUGCGCAGCCGCUGUCGCCGGAUGAGAUGCGUGCCCUGCAGCCCGACAGCGACUGCAGGCACUGGACCUGGGUCUGCAGCUUGAGCGGUGCCUACCUUGCGUCCCUGGUGGCCGCGGUCGGCCUCAUGCUGCUGCCCCCGCUGACCUUCCUGGCCAUCAUGCUGCUGGUACGUGCGGAGUACCGCCGGCUGCCCUACACGCCGUACAGGGUGGUGAAUGUGAUGGCCCGCCUGACGCUGCGCACGCGUGUCGCCGCCUCGCUAUUCUUCCUGACCUGCCUCAUCUUCGCCUUCUACCUAAACCUCAACAGCUGCACCGCCACCAUGCUGCUGUGGCUGGGCCUGGGGCCCAUGCACAUCAGCAUGACUGCUCUGCUGGCGGCGGAAGCCUUCCUGUACAGCCCCUCCCCGCCCCAGCGCUGCGCCCUCAAGCUGCACGCCUCGCUGCAGCGGUUUGCGUGGACCGAGGCCGACGCCCCGGGCGUGGUGGCACGGCGGGGGCACCCAGACGAGCCCCUGUUCUGCCUGGAGACCGCCCUCAAGGCCAGCUACUUGUGCCUCCACUCCUACCGACACUUCCGGCCCGGCAGCACGCUGACGUCGCUGCGUACCGCCAUGGAGCUGUACCGCUGCCGCCACUACGAGUGGCUGCGGGAGCCGGCCCUGGUUGUGAACUGCCUGUUGUGCUGGGGCCCAGACGCGCUGGUGGUCGCCUUCAGGGGCACACAGUCGAUGGCCAAUGUGCGGGCAGACGCGCAGUUCUGGCGCUCGUCGCACCCUCCCCAGCGCGGCGUGCUGCUGCUGGGCACCCGGCCGCUGGUCCAUGCCGGCUUCAUGGCUGCCUGGGCAGGCCACGGCCUGGACGCACAAGUGCUACAGCGUGUGAGGGAGGUGCUGGAAGGGCGGCGCCACGCGGCGAUGUCCAGCUGCGUCUGCACAGUGGCGCGCUGCUGCGGCGGGCGGCACGACGGCGCGGAGGAGGCGGAGCUUGCGUCUGCGGCAUCUGCUGCUGCCGCAGUGGAGAUGACUGGCUACGGCGAGGGCGGCGGCGUGGAGGGAGAGGAGGAGGAGAACGAGGGGGAAGAGGAGGAGGCGGAGGGAUGGCUCAGUGCGGAGGAUGAGGCAGCUGCCGCCCGCGCGGUGGCAGCCGCGGCGGCGGCGGCGGGAGCCGCGGCCGCUGCACGCGGCAGCGAGGGAGAGGCAGCUUCCCCCUCUCAUUACAUGCCAGCCGGCGACAGCGACAGCACGCCUCCCGAGGCCCCCUCGGGCGGCCAUGGCGUAGCGCCGCCGCCUGCCCCCAAGGCAGCGCCUGCAGCAGGGUGGCCAGGCGUAGAGCAGCCGCCGCCCGAUGGCGGCUGCUCCCCUGGGGGCGACUCCCCUGGGGGCAGCAGCAAUGGCGGCAGCGAUGGCGGCAGCCCCAGCAGCAGGCGGCGGCAGCAGCAGCAGCCCUUCAGGCUGCUCGUCACGGGGCACUCCCUGGGGGGUGCUGUGGCCACGCUGUGUGCCCUAGACUUGGCCCGCCACCUGCCGCUGUGGGGUUUCACCACAGUGGUGGCACCCUCCAGCCCAGCAGGCUGCAGCGCCGCGGUGGUGGCCGCACCGUCAGGCGCGCCAGCCGCAUCAGCAGCGGCGGCGGGGAGCGGGAGCUGCUCAGCUCAGCCAGAACCUGGCGGGUCCAGCAGCGCUGCAGACACUGCGGCGUACGGCGGCGGCAAGGCGGCUGAGCCACGGCCGCAGCGGCGGCCGGUGGCGGUGAGCUGCUACAGCUUUGGCGGGCCGCGCACCGGCAACCACGCGCUCGCCCGGGAGUACUGGCGUGCCGUGCCGGACAGCUGGGCGGUCAUCAACGGCCAAGACCUGGUGGCCAGGUCUCCCAAGUUUCUGGUCUUCUUCAAGCGCUGCGGCCGCGUGGCCAUUGUGGACGGCCGCGGCGACCUGAUAGUCAACCCCAGUGAGCAGCAGCAGGCCUGCCAUGCCUCUGGCGGCCCUGGGCGGCGCCCCAUGUGGAUUGUGUGCCACAGCUUCCUGGAGAGCCACGUGCAGCGCUCCUACCAUGCCAGCCUCGCCCAGCACCAGCUGGUGUCCUACAACCGCUCCUUUGCAGCCAUCCUGCGGGGGCAGCGCGGCGGCAAGGGGCUCAGCGGCGGCGCAGAGGCGGUGACGCUGCUGGCGGCCAACCCUGCUGUGCGCGAGCUGCUGCUCAAGCCGCUGGCCAUGCAGCCGGCAUCCCUGCGCUGUCACUUGAGUGUCGGCGCAGCAGGAGGCGGCCAGGGUGCGCGGGAAGCACCGCCAUGGGCGGCAGCGGCUGGCGAGGCGCCCCAAGUGAUCGUGGUGGGCUCGGCGGCAGCAGGGAGAGAUGCAGAAGCGGGCCGGAGCGGCGCUGAUGGGCCACCUGGAGAGGCAGAGCCGUAG